AUGAUUCGUCUAGGUAAUGUGACCUCAAAUGAGAAGAUUUACUCUGACAACAUCACUCGAAUUCUGGAUCGACUUUUAGAUGGUUAUGACAAUAGACUGCGACCUGGAUCUGGAGGUGGCAUUACAGAAGUGAAAACCGACAUCUUUGUCACAAGUUUUGGACCUGUUUCCGAUGUUGAGAUGGAAUACACCACAGACAUGUUCUUUCGACAGAUGUGGGUUGAUGAGAGACUGAAAUUUGAGGGGCCCAUUGAAAUCCUGCGGCUGAACAAUCGCAUGGUAGAUAAGAUCUGGACACCGGACACCUUCUUCCGAAAUUCCAAGAAGUCCAUUUCCCACAACAUGACCACACCGAACAAGCUUUUCCGUAUUAUGCAAAACGGCACUGUUCUCUACACAAUGAGACUGACGAUUAGUUCAGAGUGUCCAAUGAAUCUUAUGGACUUCCCAAUGGAUGGUCACGCAUGCCCUCUAAGAUUUGGAAGCUAUGCCUACACCAGCAGUGAAAUCAUCUUCACUUGGAGGAAAGGCCCUAUAAAGUCUGUUGACUGUCCCAAAGAGUCCAUGAGUCUUUUGCAGUACGAUCUAGUUGGACAGACGUUGUCCAGUGAGAUUUUCAAGUCAAACACAGGUCACUACUCUGUACAGGUGGUCCAUUUCCACCUCCAGAGGAAGCUGGGAUACUACCUCAUCCAGACAUACAUUCCACUUAUCAUGGUUGUCGUGCUGUCACAAGUGUCCUUCUGGAUCAAUAAGGAGUCCGUCCCUGCGCGAACAGUCGCCGGCAUCACCACAGUGCUAACAAUGACCACCCUCAGCAUCAGCGCCCGCCAGUCACUCCCCAAAGUGGCCUACGCCACAGCCAUGGAUUGGUUCAUCGCUGUGUGUUUCGCCUUCGUGGCCUCGGCUCUGAUCGAGUUUGCUGCAGUCAACUACUUUGCCACACUGGAGGCCAACAGUUUGAAGAGGAAGAAAGCCCGACAAGACAAGCUGGAGGUUUUGGCUACUGCCAGUGACGAUGACGACACAAUUUCGUCCAACAUCAGCAAUCAAGAAGGCCUAAAGAGGAGAAACCACUCAGUCUGCCGCAGUGAAGCGACAGAGGUGCCGGCCGUGCCGAUAUUCCUUCAGCAGGGUUCGGCUUUCCCCCAAAUUCCACAGCUGGCCGGCACAAGUCCCAUCGACAAGUACGCCCGCAUUCUGUUCCCAUUGACGUUUGGCCUCUUCAACCUUGUCUACUGGUACAUUUACCUGGCCAAGGACACUAUGGAAAGAGCCAGGUACGUACAUUCUACAACUAAUAUCGAUGCUAGCAAGAUUGAACUAUACCUGUAA
This is a messenger RNA of Nerophis lumbriciformis (worm pipefish), 1335 nucleotides long. The record is from RefSeq and is a predicted model, not a curated record. Lineage: Eukaryota; Metazoa; Chordata; Actinopteri; Syngnathiformes; Syngnathidae.